UCAAGUGUUCUAAGCAGUCAGUGACAAUGGAGAAGAAAAGACACAAUCCAACUUUUCUCGCUAUGUUCGCAUUGCUAGCUGGUGUGCUUUCUCAAAACCUUGUCAUUCCUGUAAUAUCUACCACCAUUGAGGACCAGAAGAACUACUACUCUCCAGACCCACAUGCAGGAACUCCUCCCACAGGUUCAUCAAAUUCUCUGUGUUCUAGCUGCCCUCCAUCUCAUGGCUCUGGAGGUGGUGGCCACUCUCAUCAUCAUCAUCAUCAUGGAACUCCAUCACACGGAGGAGGUGGAAGUUACAAUCCAACCCCAUCAACUCCCCCAGGCGGUGGAGGCUAUGACCCAACCCCAUCACCACCCUCAGGUGGUGGAUAUUACAAUCCAACCCCAUCAACUCCCCCAGGUGGUGGAAGCUAUGAUCCAACCCCAUCGCCACCUUCAGGUGGUGGAAGCUACAAUCCAACCCCAUCAACUCCCCCAGGGGGUGGAAGCUAUGAUCCAACCCCAUCACCACCUGAAGGAGGUGGAAGUUACAAUCCAACCCCAUCCUCUCCCCCAGGUGGUGGAAGCUAUGAUCCAACCCCAUCACCACCUGAAGGAGGUGGAAGUUACAAUCCAACCCCAUCCUCUCCCCCAGGUGGUGGAAGCUAUGAUCCAACCCCAUCACCACCUGAAGGAGGUGGAAGUUACAAUCCAACCCCAUCCUCUCCCCCAGGUGGUGGAAGCUAUGAUCCAACCCCAUCACCACCCUCAGGUGGUGGAAGUUACAAUCCAACCCCAUCACCACCUGAAGGUAGCAACUGUGGAUCACCACCACAUGACCCCUAUACUCCAACACCCUCAACCCCAACAACCCCAUCAACACCAUCGACACCAUCGACACCAUACUAUAACUCACCACCAACUUAUGGAGGUAAUAGCCCCCCAACACCAAUCACUGUGAGCCCACCUUCAACCCCAAUUGACCCAGGAACCCCCACUAUCCCCUCCACACCCCCUUACCUUCCUUCCCCAACUCCCUUCACUGGUACAUGCAACUACUGGAGCACUCACCCAGGAAUCAUCUGGGGAUUGCUAGGCUGGUGGGGAACCUUAGGUCAUGCAUUUGGUGCCUCUAAUGUGCCAGGGUUUGGUGCCAGUCUCAGCUUGCCACAAGCACUUUCCAACACUAGAACUGAUGGAUUAGGAGCACUCUACAGAGAAGGGACAGCUUCCUUUCUUAACUCCUUGGUGAACAACAGGUUCCCUUACACAACCCAGCAAGUCAGAGACAGAUUUGUAGCAUCUCUUAGCUCAGAUAAGGCUGCAGCAGCACAAGCCAACCUCUUCAAGAUGGCCAAUGAGGGGCGAAUGAAGCCUCGAGCAUAAUAUAACUAAUUUGGUUUGUGUCACUUUAUUUAGCUAAGAGUAUUAUAUCUAAGCCUUCUAAGAUUAAGAGUGUGUUAUUUAGGUCUUUAUCAUGUGUAAGAUGGAUAUCGUUUUACUUUACAAGUUCAUGUUAGCCUUUAUGGUUUCUUAUUUUUGAAUAAAGUUAAUAUAUUGUUACAUCCAUA
This is a messenger RNA of Cajanus cajan (pigeon pea), 1552 nucleotides long. RefSeq lists its product as uncharacterized. The record is from RefSeq and is a predicted model, not a curated record. Lineage: Eukaryota; Viridiplantae; Streptophyta; Magnoliopsida; Fabales; Fabaceae.